Molecule: messenger RNA, 1323 nt
Organism: Schizosaccharomyces japonicus yFS275
Lineage: Eukaryota; Fungi; Ascomycota; Schizosaccharomycetes; Schizosaccharomycetales; Schizosaccharomycetaceae
Product: UB Xdomain protein Ubx2
Exons: 1
Coding region: 1-1323 (440 amino acids)
Biological process (GO): proteasome-mediated ubiquitin-dependent protein catabolic process
Molecular function (GO): ubiquitin binding; ATPase binding
Source: RefSeq, a predicted model, not a curated record
AUGGAAAGUGAUUUAAUUGCCCAGUUUUGUGCCAUCACAAAUUCUUCAGCAGAAAAGGCUCAGGAGUUUCUGAUGGUUGCAGACGGCGAUUUGUCGACGGCCGUUACACUGUUUUUUGAAAGCGGUGGAGUCACCGGCACAGAAGCUAGCGAUGUAUCGGCUGGUGCUUCCAGUUCUGCAGCUUCGACGAACGCUGACGCAGAUUAUGUUCGCGCGCCAAUUGCGCCUACUAGAGAGGUGCUGGUUGAUCCAGUGAGUGACUUCUCCAGUAACAUUUUAAAUGAAGCCAUGCUUGGAGCUAGAGGAAUUGCUUCGCCGCGCAUGAACCGCAGACAGCGGCGACGCGUAGGUAUAUUCGAUCAAUCUCCAUUCGCACGGCCUCCUUCGGACACGGGCACUGAUGAAACGGAUGACGAUUCGCCUACGACUUCCAGGGCCUCGCGCCUUGCAAAGCUUUUCCGUCCUCCGUACGACAUUAUAACGGCGCUGCCUUUGGAAUCCGCCAGAGCUCUUGCAGCUGACAAGCAAAAAUGGUUACUAGUAAACCUCCAGACUUCCUCCUCCUUUGAAUGCCAGGUCCUUAAUCGCGACCUGUGGAAGAACGAUUCUGUAAAGGCAGUUAUCCGGGCUCACUUCAUUUUCCUGCAGUAUUUGGACGAUGAGGAGCCUGGAUUGGAGUUUAAGCGUUAUUAUCCCGUUGAGUCGACCCCUCAUAUUGCGAUUUUGGAUCCCAGAACGGGCGAACGGCUAAAAGCCUGGAACAAAGGCUUCACGCCCGCGGAACUCGUUGUUGCUUUGAAUGACUUUCUUGAGCAAUGUUCGUUCGAUGAAAGCAACGGUCACAAGAAUCCCUUGGGCCCUAAAGCAAAGAAGCCUGUUGAAGCCAUGUCUGAGGAAGAACAAUUGCACAAGGCAAUCGCUGCUUCUUUGGGUGCCUCAGCCGGGUCUGAAGACGCUGUCAUGAAGGACAACAACGAGGAUGAGAUAGAGGGAGAUGAAGAGGAGGAGGAAGAUGUUGUCGAACAAGUCCCGAAUACAGUGAACAGCAUCAACGUUUCGGACUUGCCCACGGAUGAGCCUGCUGCUGGACCGGCCACGACUCGUAUCCAAGUUCGCAUGGCCAAUGGCUCGCGCUUCAUUCGCCGUUUCUUAAAAGCAGAUCCUGUGCGCUACGUUUAUGCGUUUGCUAAGCAGAUGGCACCUGGUUCCGAGGGAAAGCCGUUUACUUUAACCUUUCAGCGCAAAAACCUCUGGGAUUUGCGCGACAAAAACAUUGAGGAAGCCGGUAUCGGUAAUGCUGCCCUUCAGCUGGAGUUUGAGUAG